Molecule: messenger RNA, 852 nt
Organism: Micromonas pusilla CCMP1545
Lineage: Eukaryota; Viridiplantae; Chlorophyta; Mamiellophyceae; Mamiellales; Mamiellaceae
Exons: 1
Coding region: 1-852 (283 amino acids)
Biological process (GO): lipid homeostasis
Cellular component (GO): membrane; endoplasmic reticulum
Source: RefSeq, a predicted model, not a curated record
AUGAUCGCCGUCGGGCUGAAGGUCCUCGCCGGGACGCUCUUCUGGGAAGCGCAGUUCCAAGUAUUCCAAUGGCUCUUCAGCGCGAUGCCCGCGAAGACGCCGCACGAGAGAUUGUUCAAGAAGUGCGCGCCGUCGUACAUCGUGUCGUACGUCCACGCGUUCUUCCUCGCGUGGGCCGGGUGGAGGAUCGUGCUGACGCUCGAGGGCGCGGACAUCGCGGAUCGCGCGUGGUUGUACGCCAGCGGCGACGUCCGAUUCGUCGGAUUCGUCGAGCUCGCGACGAUGGCGUUCUUCACGUACGUGAUGUACGACAUGUUCCACCUGAUUCUUCAGUUCCCGGACCUAGGAGGGGCGGACAUGUUCGCGCAUCACGUCGGGUUCCUCGUCGCCGCCGCGGGGGCGUACGCUUACGGCGCGUACCCGCUCAUGUUGGGGUGGCUGUGCACGUGCGAGACGUCGACGCCGUUUCUCUCGACGCGGUACUUCAUCCGAGCGAUGAAAGAUAUCGAGUACACGCAGCCGUUGUUGGACAACGUCGCGAGGGCGUUCGGGAUGAAGAGCCGCGGGCAAGUGGCCGCGCAUCGGAUGGAGUACGUCGUCGCGUCGAUGUUUUUCGUGACGUUCGUGUUGGUGCGGUGCCUCGGGUACGCGUGGGCGCUGAUCGGUUUAGCGAAGGUGUGUUGGUUCGGCAGGGCGGCUGUGAACGCGAACAUACCGGUGGUCGUCAGGUACGGGCUGUCGUUCUUGUGCGUCAGCGGGUUUCUUCUGAACUUGAUGUGGUUGAAUAAGCUCAUCGGGAUGUUGACGAGCGAGAAGAAGAGGAAGUGGCUUCGGAAAGACGCGGAGCAGUGA